Molecule: messenger RNA, 1857 nt
Organism: Hypomesus transpacificus
Lineage: Eukaryota; Metazoa; Chordata; Actinopteri; Osmeriformes; Osmeridae
Gene: casq1b
Product: calsequestrin 1b
Biological process (GO): regulation of skeletal muscle contraction by regulation of release of sequestered calcium ion
Cellular component (GO): sarcoplasmic reticulum lumen
Molecular function (GO): calcium ion binding
Source: RefSeq, a predicted model, not a curated record
GCUGGUGAAUGACUUAUGUGGUCCUGUGCCCUAAAGCAUGACUUCUCUCUGCAGCUGCUCACGAGCCCUGCUGCUGUGACCUACCAGCUUGCAGCUCAGGUGCUGGAUGAUCUGGACGACGAGGACAUUGGGUUUGCUCUGGUCGAUGAGAAAAAGGACUCAGCCGUGGCCAAGAAGCUGGGUCUGGAUGAAGUGGAGAGCAUAUACAUUUUCUCCGACAACGAGAUCAUCGAGUACGAUGGCGAGCUUGCUGCAGACACCCUGGUGGAGUUCUUGUACGACGUGAUCGAGGACCCCGUGGAGAUCAUCGACAACGAGCGGGAGCUGAAGGGCUUCUUCAACAUCGACGAGGACAUCAAGCUGGUGGGCUACUUCAAGAGCGAGAAGUCUCCUCACUUCAUCGAGUACGACGACGCGGCCGAGGAGUUUCACCCCUUCAUCAAGUUCUACGCCACCUUUGACCCCAAGAUUGCCAAGAGACUGAAGCUGAAGCUGAACGAGGUGGACUUCUACGAGCCCUUCAUGGACGAGCCCGACACCAUCCCAGGGAAGCCCUACAUGGAGGCGGAGCUUGUGGACUACAUCGAGGAGCACGACAGGCCUACCCUGAGGAAGCUGGAGCCUCACAGCAUGUACGAGGUCUGGGAGGAUGACAUCGACGGCGAGCACAUUGUUGCCUUCGCUGAGGAGGACGACCCAGAUGGUUUUGAGUUCCUGGAGAUCCUGAAGGAGGUGGCCCGCGAGAACACGGACAACCCCGACCUCAGCAUCAUCUGGAUCGACCCUGAUGAUUUCCCUCUGCUCGUGCCCUACUGGGAGAAGACCUUCGGUAUCGACCUGUCCUCUCCUCAGAUCGGAGUGGUGGAUGUUGAGGAUGCCGACAGUGUGUGGUUGGAGAUGGACGAUGACGAGGACAUGCCCACUGCUGACGAGCUGGAGACCUGGGUCGAGGACGUCCUGUCUGGGAAGAUCGACCCUGACAACGAUGACGAGGAUAAUGACGACGAGGAUGAUGACGAGGACGACGAGGAUGAUGAAGACGAUGAUGAAGACGAUGAGGAUGAUGACGAGGAUGAUGAGGAAGAUGACGAGGAUGAUGAGGAUGAUGAGGAUGAUGAUGAUGACGAGGACGAUGACGACGACGAAUAAAUGUUUACAACCGUUUGGGGUUUUGCUCUGCUCUGGCCGACAGUGGUCUGAAGCUCCUUUACUACACCAAUAUUCUGAUUCCUAACAUAUUUUCAUAAACGCAUUGUGAUGUCACCUUCCAUUUCCUCCCCGUACCGCAUCCCUUGUAAGCUCUAGUCAGACAAUCUAGUGAUGACGUCCAACAGCUGAGAGUCAGGGCGCAGAGUAAGGCACGGAGGAAAGGUGUGUUUCCUCGCCGGAAAAAAACGACCGAAAAAACCCCCCAGAAUUCACAGUUGAACAUUGUCCACCUUGUGUUCUUCAGCGGUGUCUUCCUUGUUCAUGGUGUUGCGUCUCACUCCUUACUGGCCGUCUGUGAGUGUGAGGGAGGACAAGGGUGUAUCUAUCUAAAGAAGGGGAAGAUUUGUCAGUUCUCUAUAUCUUCUUGUUGUUCUUCCUCCUGUCACACACACCUGGAUCGACCUUCACACUCCUUGUCGUGUCCCCUGUUCUUCUUCAACCGACAACUACGCUGUCCUCUGGUUAACUAAGAAGAAAUUAAUACCCUUAUUGUGCUAUUUUUUUAAGAGAAAGUAACCUAACCUCACUGGAAAGUCUUAAGAAUAUCAGCUGUUUGGGAAGUAAUUAAGAUCUUGAAAUUCACAAAAAGACUAAAUUGAAUGUUUCUUGUCCAAAACUGAAGGAAAAAAAAAAGAAUUUAAAAACCAA